AUGGGGAUUCAAGGUCUGUCGCUGCAGCUGUCUCUCCAUCUCUUUCCCUCUCCACCUGGAGAUCAAACAGCCUCCCUCUAGAGAUGGGAUGUCAUGGAGGUGUCAAAGUUGUCCAAAUGUUUGUAAAAAAUCCCUUUAUUUCAGGGGUAGAACAGAACUAGGCCUAGCUACAUCUUGUUUUUUUUAUCACACUCUUAUUCCCUCACAGGUUUCCAGUCUCUAUUCACUCGCUGAGUAUAUUCAGACUUUUUACAAUCCAACAGUUACUAGGGUUGUCCAGUGAUGUGACUGUAAAGUGUUCCCUGCGUUUCUCCACAGUAAUGGCAGCCAUUAGGAAGAAGCUAGUGAUCGUGGGGGAUGGAGCCUGUGGAAAGACCUGUCUGCUCAUCGUCUUCAGUAAAGACCAGUUCCCCGAGGUCUACGUGCCCACAGUGUUCGAGAACUACAUCGCUGACAUCGAGGUCGAUGGCAAACAGGUGUGUAGACUACCAUCCAGGAUCUAAAAAAUACAGAAAUGAUCAAUACUUAAGUAUAAAGUCUUCAUACACAUGAACCAAACAGCCAUACAGCCAACCCACACAGUAAACAUAAUAUUUACAUUUUAGUCAUUUAGCAGACGCUCUUAUCCAGAGCGACUUACAGUUAGUGAGUGCAUACAUUUUCAUACUGGCCCCCCCGUGGGAAUCGAACCCACAACCCUGGCGUUGCAAGCGCCAUGCUCUACCAACUGAGCUACAGGGAGCUCCAUAAUAUCAUCAUAAGGCUUUGGUUAACAAACGGUCUUGUUGGAGUGUAGUGGGAGUGACGCGGGGCUCUUGGUCAUGGGGCGUAGCCUAGCUGUGUUCUGGAGGCCAGGGCCCCUCCACAGCACAGCAGAUGGGAUGUUAUGUCAAUGGGCUUUGUUCUCCUGUACUGACCAGCACAGGAUCACAGCCUGGCAAAACAGGAAAUGACUGUACUCCUGGGCUUCCUGCACCGACUGGGAACAUGGAUGUCUACUGGCAAUCCCCCACCCCCUGAAGACUGUCCCUCAGCCCGAUAAACGGCUCUCAUUUCCUGCUCUUGGGGAGCAACAGGCGGGUGGGGGAGGGGUUGAUAUACUGUUGUCUUCUGUACAGGAAAACACCAAGUCAGGGAUCCAAGUGUGCUUGUUGUGCAUGAUGGAUCAUGCCGCCCCCCCAUUCAGCUUAGCUCUCCCAGGGGCUGCACAGCGCCCCCAGAAUUACCCUACUUUAAUUUGAUGUGGAUAAGAUCUGUGUUCUCAGUAUAAAGUCUCCACAGUCCACAUUUAAAUCGUAUUUUCCUUCAGGGAGAAUGGUAUUCGCUUUCUCUCACCUUCAGUGGGCGGGGCCUGGCCCAGUUCUAAAAAUAGGCACUUAAAAAAAAAAGUGUCCUUUUCUUCCCAAAACCUUGUGCUGUGCUGUCAAUCCGUGUGUCCAGAGGGGAUAUGGCGCCUACCCCCAUUGCUCAUGCCAGGAGUAUGUAGCCUCCCACUCCCACCCGUCCUACAAACCUCUGCUAUAGCUGCUAUUUUGGGAUGGUUGAAUAAUGUGUGUGUACUGUAGUCAAACAUUGUUCUACUUUCAAAGUUAUGUUACUAACCUUUUAACUAGAUGUAUGUUGCUAUGAAGGACAGGCUCCUCCUCUCAAAGACAAAUAGUGCUUAAAUCAUGUAUACAGUAAAAGGGCAAGUUGUGGCAAAAUGUUAUUAUUCAGUUGUAGAAUCCAGCAGGCUAAUGUAGUUGCUCUGGUCUACUCCCCUGAGGAACAGAAGGUAUCUGGUUUGAUUCUCCUUAAUCACCUGAUUUCCCUAAUGGAAUUAAUCAGUGGUGUGAUGGGAUAAAGCCACCAUGCCUCCUCUCUGGAUCCCUGUGAAAACCUGCCCAUGGAAUGAGACAAACGGCCAGUCGUUAGCUGCUGCACUGGUUUCUCUCUCUCCCCAAGACCAGAGCUAUGACGAAACCACUUCUAAUAGUAGUAUUCAUCAUCAUGGUCAUCACUGCUAGUUUCACGGCCGCCAAAGACAUGUUCAACUGCUAAGACUUCACACUGCUAAGACUUCACACUGCUAAGACUUCACACUGCUAAGACUUCACACAUCGGGAGUGUUUCAAAUAUGCAAAUCUUACUCCAAAUUCCUGCUGCAUCACUUGAGAGAUUUCUCAGAGAUAGUUACAGUAUUUUUGUAUCCCAAAUAACACCCUAUUCCCACUACUUUUGACCAGGGCCCAAUGUGCACUAUAUAUAGGGAUCAGGAUGCCAUUUGGGAAGCAGCCUUUCUGUGAAGAACAAUGAAACUGAAACACUGCUCUGACUCAUGUUAGCCAUUAGAAGCUGUUUCUAAGGCAUGAUAAUGCGUUGUUUUGCUUGCUUGUUUUGGUGGUGUUUUACAUUGUCCUAUGAGACAUGGUGGAAACCAAAUUACAGCUACAGUAUCUUGUAAUGAUUUCCACAGUAAAAGAUGUGCCAGCACUUUGCUCCACUGCUUUUGGCCCGACGCUGCCCAGCCCAGUCUUGGCUCUCGUGACUUAUGUAAAUAAAAACGGUAUCACCAUUAUGCGUUUUUUAUUUAGAUUUGCGUUUCUUUUUGCUCAUCUGCACAUACUACUGCAUCUCUCCCAGCAUCUAUUACUCAACAUCAUAUAAAAAAAAUAGAACAACUCUCAGGUUCUGAGAUAUACAUUUGCUUCAGAAAGAUUUUGGCCUUUUUUUUAGAGCAGCCAUUUUGCCUGUAUUUUGUGUUCUCUUUCACACGUAUUGUAGAUCUGCGAAGUCCUGACCCUUCCUCUUCUUCUGUGGCAUGUUUUAGGUGGAGCUGGCGCUGUGGGAUACAGCCGGCCAGGAGGACUACGACAGGUUGAGGCCUCUCUCCUACCCCGACACAGACGUCAUCCUCAUGUGCUUCUCUAUCGACAGCCCCGACAGUUUAGGUAAAUGACCAGGAGAAAAGCUAAUUUCUAGUCUGUGGACACUCAGAAGUUGCUGAUUUCUCUGAUGUUUUGUUUUCCAAUGGCCAACUGCACUCGUCUAACAGCUGGUUAUUUCGUUUUGCCUUGUUUUGAAACGAUCACAGUAUCUAGCAUGCUAAAUGUCUUUGCUCAACUGACCGUGUGUUAAUCAGUUUUAUACAGUGGAUUUGGAAAGUAUUCAGACCCCUUCACCUUUUCCACAUUUUGUUAUGUUACAGAUUUAUUCUAAAAUGGAUUAAAUUGUUUUUUCCUCUCAUCAAUUUACACACAAUACCCCAUAAUGACAAAGCAAAAAUUGGAAAAAAAAUUGAAAUUUCAUUUGCAUAAGUAUUCAGACCCUUUACUCAGUACUUUGUUGAAGCACCUUAGGCAGUGAUUACAGCCUUGAGUCUUCUUGGGUAUGAUGCUACAAGCUUGGCACACCUGUAUUUGGGGAGUUUCUCCCAUUCUUCUCUGCAGAUCCUCUCAAGCUCUGUCAGGUUGGAUGGGGAGCGUCGCUGCACAGCUAUUUUCAGGUCUCUCCAGAGAUGUUCGAUUGGGUUGUCUUGGCUGUAUGCUUACGGUCGUUGUCCUGUUGGAAGGUGAACCUUCGCUCCACUCUGAGGUCCUGAGCGCUCUGGAGCAGGUUUUCAUCAAGGAUCUCUCUGUACUUUGCUCCGUUCAUCUUUCCCUCGAUCAUGACUAGUCUCCCAGUCCCUGCCGCUGAAAAACAUCCCCACAGCAUGAUGUUGCCACCACCAUGCUUCACCGUAGGGAUGGUAUUGGCCAGGUGAUGAGCGGUGCCUGGUUUCCUCCAGAUUGACAUUUCAUCAGACCAGAGAAUCUUGUUUCUCAUGGUCUGAGAGUCCUUUAGGUGCGUUUUGGCAAACUCCAAGUUGGCAGUCAUGUGCCUUUUACUGAGGAGUGGCUUCCGUCAGGCCACUCUACCAUAAAGGCCUGAUUUGGUGGAGUGCUGCAGAGAUGGUUGUCCUUCUGGAAGGUUCUCCCAUCUCCACAGAGGAACUCUGGAGCUCUGUCAGUGACCAUCAUGUUCUUGGUUACCUCCCUGACCAAGGCCCUUCUCCCCCGAUUGCUCAGUUUGGCCGUGCGGCCAGCUCUAGGAUGAGUCUUGGUGGUUCCAAACUUCUUCCAUUUAAGACAGAUUGAGGCCACUGUGUUCUUGGGGACCUUCAAUGCUGCAGAAAUUUUUUGUACCCUUCCCCAGAUCUGUGCCUCAACACAAUCCUGUCUCGGAGCUCUACGGAUAAUUCCUUUGACCUCCUGGCUUGGUUUUUGCUGACAUGCACUGUCAACUGUGGGACCUAAAUAGACAGGUGUGUGCCUUUCCAAAUCAUGUCCAAUAAAUUAAAGUUACCACAGGUGGACUCCAAUCAAGUUUUAGAAACAUCUCAAGGAUGAUCAAUGGAAACAGGAUGCACCUUAGCUCAAUUUCGAGUCUCAUAGCAAAGGGUCUGAGUACUUAUGUAAAGGUAUUUCUGUUUUUUUAAGACAUUUACAAAAAUGUCUAAACCUGUUUUUGCUUUGUCAUUAUGAGGUAUUGUGUGUAGAUUGAUAAGGAAAACAAUUAAUUUAAUCCAUUUUAGAAUAAGGCUGUAACGUUAACAAAGUGGAAAAAGUGAAGGGGUCUGAAUACUUUCUGAAUGCACUGUAUAGGGUUUCAUGUGAGACAGUGGGAUAAAUUAUCUGCAUGGACUUAAUCUGAACUCGGUGUGUGUUUAUAAGAACAAGUCUGCUGAGCUGUGAAUCACUCUUUCUCCAGUCAGUGUCCCAUAAGUAUCUCUGAAAUAUAUCUACUUGUUUCUUGUUCCUUCUUCCUCUGGUAGAAAACAUCCCAGAGAAGUGGACCCCUGAGGUGAAGCACUUCUGCCCCAACGUUCCCAUCAUCCUGGUGGGCAACAAGAAGGACCUGAGGAACGACGAACACACACGGAGGGAGCUGGCCAAGAUGAAGCAGGUACCGUACGUUAGGUCCAUACUGAGUGUACUGCACAACACCCUCAAACAGAACCCUAACCCCUAGGUAGGUAGGAGGUACUGCUGUAAAUCUGAAAGGAUUGGAUAGAAGUAGUCUGUCAGACCACAUUGCUUAUCCUUAUAUCUGUUCAACACUUUUUAGAUGAAUGUGGCUGGUGUCCUCAACUAGGCCUCUGGAAGGGAGAACUCAUUUAAGAUGACAAUUUGUCAAAGGAUAUUAGUGUUCCCCUUUGAGUUUAAUCAUUGUUUCAGGAUACGUGAGGCUUGAUAACCAGCCAAACUGAGAUGGUGGUUGAGUGACCAAUGUUAUCACUGACUAGACUGUGGAAAACCUUUCAGGAAAAGGCUGUUUUGGCUCUGAGUCACUGGCAUCCCUUGCAUUCUUAGAAAAACAUGUAGCGAGACUGGUCUGAAAUGGCUGGGGCUGAUUUGAUCUGCCUGUCAUGGCAUGGGGAGGAGCAACCUCUCCUAGAAGUUACUGAUUAGCUUGUUUGUUUAGUCUGAAGUCUUCUCAAUGCAGGUUCUAAUGGACGACAGACAGUACCUUGCUUGACAUCAUGUUCUCUGUCUGUGUGUCUGUCUCUGUGUAGGCCUACUGUCAGUCUGUGUGUGGUACUAGUCUCCAGGUCUAGUUGCUGAUGAUAAUGGGGGUGGGGGGUUACAAAGCCCUCUGACUCUGUCAGCCGUUUCUUUCUCUCAGAGAACAGGAACUAUGUAACAAAGAGGAUGUGAGAGAGGAUUACAAUCCCCACAAGUCAUCACUUUUUAAGUGUUUUAGCGUGAUGUUAAAAGUAACUGUGGUGGCUAUGUUGUACCCAGGCAGUGGAGUCAUGCUAUUUCCCAGGAUUUAUGUGUUCUGUGAUCAAACAUAAAUACAUCUAGAGGGGGGGGGGUUGAUACAACCUACACUCAGGAGGCUACAUGUACUAGGAUAAACAUGAGUAUUCUGUGUUUAUAUAGUCUUGAUGUUAUUAUAGUCAAGUGUCCCAUGAAUGUUGUUGGUAAAUUCACACUGCUUAGGUUGGAGUGUGUGUGUACGUGCAUGGCCAAACCAGUUUAAACACCUCCCUGUCUGUGUUUACCCUGUAGGAGCCAGUGAAGCCAGAGGAGGGCCGGGACAUGGCUAACCGUAUCAGUGCCUUUGGCUACCUGGAGUGUUCAGCCAAGACCAAGGAUGGCGUGAGGGAGGUGUUUGAGAUGGCCACCAGGGCGGCGCUGCAGGUGCGCAAGCGCAAGAAGAGGGGUGCUUGCCUGCUGUUGUGAGGAGGAGGAAGAAGACCUCAAAGUCGUCAACUGACAAAACAACAACAUACCAAGCAGAACUGACCUUUUACCAAAUGGCAUCUUUGUACUGUAUCUCACAUUUCACGCUAAAGAGGUUGGCGGCCGAAAGUGCUGAACGUAAAAUAACAAGGAAAAGGACUGGUCUGUAACACAGGUUAGAAAUUAGUGUUUAAACUUCUCAGAAUUGUUUUUUUUGUUAUGCUUAUUUCAUGCAAUGGGCACACUGUCUUUCAUCUAGUUUUUCACAAGCAUUUAUUUUCCCUGUCGCUUUGAGACGAUAAUAAAUGCACAUGUAUUUGAAUGCAACAUAUUUGGCUGUCCUUCCCUGGGCCUGUACAAACAGUCGGUCCCCUGAGCUUGUGUUAUUGUCAACAUGCACACUAUUGGAAUCAGGACUCACCCAAACUUUUGUUCCUUUGUAACCCGUCCUGUCUGCUAGCAUAGUUGUUAUGGUAAGAGGGUCUACUUUCCAGGGGAGAGGUUUUGCUCUUUAGAACCAGUGCCUUUCGGAGUUAUUUUUCUUAUUUUUUAAGUCCUUGCAUACCACCAAGUAAUGCUCCACCUGAGCUGUUGGUCAACUCACUAGCAGGGGAGCGGAGGGCCUCCCCACGUUAAUUAUACACAGUAUGUAUUGUUAUGCAAUCAGAGCUUUGCUGCAAGUAAUCUAGGCUUUCAGGGCUGUCGAUAACUAGCCGCAAGAAAUGACUUCAGACUUCAUUUUACUUAGCAGAAAGCAUCAGUCAGCCAGUCCGUAUAGCAUACCAGUCUGAAAUCAGUCCACCCCCACAUGGUAAAGGACUGGUAGUCGGAGCACCUCAUGGCACUGUAACAUGACCCUACAGAUGUGUGCAGAGAAGUCCAUCCGCCCCCCCUCAAAUAUUGUCUGGAUUGAACAGCUGUUCCUCACAGUCGUUCUGAACACCUGUACAGAGAAGCUCGAAUGUCCCCAGAUAAACAGAAGCCAACAUGACUUUACAGUCCCACCACACCAGGAGGUGACAAGUUAAAACGGGUGUCGCAUGAUGAUUAGGGGAGCAUGGUCCACAAUAGCUACAGUAGGUUUGUAUGAGUUGACACCAUCUUCUUUUUAGAAUGAGAAUGCCAACGUAUUUGUCACAAGGCUGGAGCUGCCGGGGUAUGAGGGACAUGGUAUCCUGUCUCAAGAGAUCCUGGCCUGGGGAUUUCCAGUCUGACUGCAUUCUAAAGCAGCAUUCUGAGGAGCCACAUGAGUGUGUUUCAGUGCCUUCUCUUUUAACCUGUGUGACUUUGGCGUUCCCCUCCCCGAGAGCAGAGUAGAGACCGGACCAGUUGCUCAAUGUCAACGUGAUGCCACAGCCAGUCAACUUUGACACCUUUGUCAUGUUGCACAAAGCUCAACACUCACAGCACUCACUCACAGCCAUAAAGAAUGUCAGGGGGAAAUGAUGCUUAACAAAUCAAGAAUUUCAUUGAAUCUUUUUCUAAGGUACACUCUGCCACUUUGCCCCAGCGUUCCCCAAAACAUGACUGGUUGAAACCCCAGUUAGAAUUCAAUCAUCCAUAGAUAAGAUCUCUCUUCAGCUCAGGGGUUGAUUGUAUUUCAUUUGAGGAAGGAAACUCCCAGUGUGCUUUGCCUGAUUUUCAGGAACUGGUUUGUCAAUUCUCAGUUUGUUCUGGCUAGGCGCUAUUUGACAAGAAGGCAAGACCUGAAUAGAAAUCCGUAAAAUAAAUCUAUUUUUUUUUUUGAGGGAGAGAGACUUCUGUUGGCUGCCAAGAAAUUCCCCACACAAUUCUCCCUACCUGUCUCAGCCAAAAUGACGUGCUCUGCACUGUGUUAUGUUAACAGUAACGUUUGGAUGGUGUGAUACGGAGUUGGAAAUUACUUUGUUACAUUCUGAUAUGAUUUCUUGUCUUCUGUCAUUUUAUAUGUCACUGCUUAAACAAUAAAAUGCAUCGGGGGCGCUGAAGUCACUGGUCAACAUAGGCUGUGGUUUUUGUCAUUUGACUUGAUUUACAUAAUAGAACACCACUGGAGCUUUAGCAUGCCUGAGACUGGCGCUGGAAUAUUCUGUAUCCUGGCUUCUUUCGGGCUUUAGCUUGUAAACCACCUCUUUCUAUGAAACCUUUUACUGGCUCCACCAUUAAACAACAACUCCAAUGUGCACGGUCUGUAUUUCCUGUAUUGCUUGGACUGGGUUAGACGUUUCACUUGCAUGGAAGUGGAAAUGACAAUUUAAGUUUACUCUUUUGUAUCAUAUGAUGUUGACCAUUCGUCUAACGCAGGGCUUCCCAACCCUGUUCCUGGAGCUCUACCGUCCUGUGGGUUUUCAGUCCAACCCU
This is a messenger RNA of Coregonus sp. 'balchen', 8546 nucleotides long. The record is from the annotation of a GenBank genome assembly. NCBI's taxonomy places the organism in Eukaryota, Metazoa, Chordata, Actinopteri, Salmoniformes, Salmonidae.